Molecule: messenger RNA, 4511 nt
Organism: Carassius auratus (goldfish)
Lineage: Eukaryota; Metazoa; Chordata; Actinopteri; Cypriniformes; Cyprinidae
Gene: wnt3a
Product: wingless-type MMTV integration site family, member 3A
Exons: 4
Coding region: 321-1388 (355 amino acids)
Biological process (GO): canonical Wnt signaling pathway; multicellular organism development; cell fate commitment
Cellular component (GO): extracellular region
Molecular function (GO): cytokine activity; frizzled binding
Source: RefSeq, a predicted model, not a curated record
UAUUAAAUCAGUGCGUGUCCCGAGCUCUGCGGUUCAGACUGUCUGAGUGACUCUGUCAGCAGAAUUUCGCCCGUGGCAGAAGCCUGUGAUUGGGUCCGAGCGCAGAGCUGCUCUUAACUUUAACAUGCGGCUCAUGAGCGCGCGCAGGAGAACACUGUAGGAUUAUCGGAGAGAAAUAUCGCUCAUCAUCACCUCGCGCUUUCUCAUUGACACGCGCGGGCGAGUGUGUGUGUGCGCGCGCGUGUAUGUGUGCGCGUGUAUGUGUGUGUAUAUGUGCGUGUGUGCGUGUGCGUGUCUGUUUAAGCCUAACUUUUUAAAGGAUGAUAUAUCUUGGAUAUUUCCUGUUUCUUUUUUGUGGGCUCACGCGUACGCGUGUCAUGGCAAGUUACCCGAUAUGGUGGUCUCUGGCGGUGGGACACCAGUACUCGUCUCUGGGUACUCAGCCCAUACUGUGCAGCUCAAUCCCCGGCCUGGUACCCAAACAGCUCCGCUUCUGCCGCAACUAUCUGGAAAUCAUGCCUAGUGUGGCAGAGGGGGUGAAAAUCGGCAUCCAAGAGUGUCAGCAUCAGUUCCGAGGCCGCAGAUGGAAUUGCACAACUAUUAAUGACAACCUGGCCAUCUUUGGACCGGUGCUGGAUAAAGCCACUCGAGAAUCAGCAUUUGUCCAUGCAAUUGCCUCAGCGGGGGUAGCGUUCGCUGUGACGCGGGCUUGCUCCGAGGGCUCCGUCACCAUCUGUGGCUGUGACACGCGGAGGAAAGGACCACCAGGCGAGGGCUGGAAGUGGGGCGGCUGCAGUGAGGACGUGGAGUUUGGCAGUAUGGUAUCCCGAGAGUUUGCUGAUGCUCGUGAGAAUCGGCCAGACGCUCGCUCAGCUAUGAAUCGACACAACAACGAAGCUGGACGUGUGUCAAUCACAGACCACAUGUACCUGAAAUGUAAGUGUCACGGCCUUUCGGGAAGCUGCGAGGUGAAAACCUGCUGGUGGUCGCAGCCUGACUUUCGGGUGAUAGGCGACUACAUGAAGGACAAGUAUGACAGCUCAUCAGAAAUGGUGGUGGAGAAACAUCGGGAAUCACGAGGCUGGGUCGAGACCUUACGACCAAAGUACACCUUCUUCAAGCCCCCUACCGAAACUGACCUGGUCUACUAUGAAAGUUCGCCAAACUUCUGUGAACCCAACCCAGAAACCGGCUCCUUCGGCACCCGUGACCGUAUAUGUAACCUGACAUCACACGGUAUUGAUGGCUGCGACUUGCUCUGUUGCGGCCGAGGCCACAACACUCGAACUGAGAAACGCAAGGAGAAAUGCCACUGCAUUUUUCACUGGUGCUGCUACGUGAGUUGCCAGGAGUGUACGCGAGUUUAUGAUGUCCACACCUGCAAGUAAGAAACCAACAAAACCACACUGAACCAGACAUUUGGGGUUGUAAACAUGCGAUAACCUUCUAUCCAAAACUUGUGGACUGAGUUGAAUUGAGUUGUUUGUGGUUUUACUAAUAAGAUAAUCACAAGAAAGGGAUACAGUGGACAUUGAAGUAAUUCUAGAACACCUUCAAAGAAAGCUGUUUCAACAGACACAAAGAAAAACCCAUAAAGGCUUUGUUCCCCAUUGUUGAGGACAUAUACAGGCUUGUGGCUCAGCUCUGGAAGGUACUUAUCGUUUCCAGUCUGAUACAGGAGGGGAUAAGUGAUGGAUCAGAUUACUAGAGACUCAGGCCCUUGGGACCUUGACCAAUUGUGUCUCCAAGAAAAGAGAAGAAACCUUACAAAGGGAGAGGGUUUGUCGACACGUGGCAGCAAACUCAGACGGGACAACUCUGUAACAACAAAGGCAGCGCAAACUGAAUACCAGGGUUUACCCACAAGCGCCUCUGAAAUGUGGUGAUAGUUGCAUUAUUAAUGAUAUCCUUACUACUAACACCAUUAAAGAAGCUAUUUGUAUCUUUUUAAUACAAAGUGCAUUCCUGAAUACCAGCAAACAACUGAUUAACCAAUUCUUUAAUGACAUAUAAUACACUUUACGUUGUCUCUGUGUGCAAGACCAAACACUGAACUUACAUAUUAGGUUGAGUUUAUUGUAAGUUACUAACAUUAGGUUACGAAUGCACUUGUAUCUGAGUGAAUGUCCAUGCAUUGUGUCUAUGUCACUGUUUUCUUGAAAUGAUUUAAGAUUUUGUUGCAAGUAUCAAGACCUAUUCUAGAUCAUGUUUUUUAGAGUGCUGUUGCACUUGGGUUUAAUUGCUUGGUCCAAACCAGAGUUCUGUUGCUUCCCCUUUUCCCUGACCCUUCUGGGUUGUAUUCACACUGUAUUUUUGGGUCCAAACCAUGGUUAACAUAUGUAAUCAAAGCAGCAGCAGCUGUUCACCCUCUUGCUAGAUGCCUCACGCAGGAGAAGGCUGCGAAAUGGACAGCCUUUCUCAGUUUUGUACUUUGUGUUUUUAACCCUUGGGCUUCUUUCCGAAGAGUCAACACGGAGCGGCACUUGCGUUUGUCUGCGCGAAUGUAUUGCAAAGUUUCCAAAGAACAUCUUCUUACCGUGCAUCAGGAAAGUGAGUCAGCCACUAAUCUAUAUUCUUUAUUUUAGAUCGGCGCACACACAAGCACAUCAUUUGACUAUAAUAUGCCACCAAUUUAUGAUGAUUGCAUUCAUAUCUGCAGUCAGUUUAACUUGUGGGCUUGUGUUUGGUUCAAAUUCAAAUUUAAGUAUCCACAGAAAACUGUGUUCACAUCAUCCAAUCAAGCUGAAAUCUGACUUCAAACUAACCCAGUCGUGCACCAGAAGUGCUAGUGUGAAAGCACCCAGUUUUCCCCAAAGAUCAAUAAUCUAUUCAAGCUAAAACAAAUAGAUGUGAGCACUUCUAUCUUGAAACAUUCAUUUGCCUUAUUUGUGUGUGACAGUAUUAUUGAUAUUUCACAAACAGAGAGGUCCAUAACAUUUCAAAAUGAAUAUAGGUAAUUGUACCUUUAUUCAGUAGCUGAAACACUGUUCAUUUUUAAGUCACUUUGGAUAAAAGCAUCUGCUAAAUAAAUAAUAUCAAUGUACAUGCAGGGCCCAAAAUUAACAUUUGCCAGGUGUCUUCAGUGCAAGUAUAUUAUAAAUGAAUAUAAUCAUCAUUGUCAUCAUGACUGGUAUAUUUUCUCAACUCACCCAUAUUUGACAGAUGGUGAAAAGUCUUUUUUGUAAUUAUUAUUUUUCAUUUAUUGAUUUUUAUUUUUGUUGGGUAAAAGGUUAAUUUUGGACCCUGUUUCUGCUAUGACAAAAUGAAUUAUUUAGUUUGAAUUCACAAUUGUAACACUCAAGUAUUUUUCACGUUUGCCAUUAAUAGCCAUUAUAUGUGAAUUCAUGACCAAAAUUAAUGUUUUUUUAUUCUAAUUUUUCCUACCCAGUUAGCAGCAGUACAGAAACUAAAUGAACUACUCUCAUUUAUAAUGCUGCUAACUAAUAACAGGUUUGUUGUUAUAUUUAUGCGUGAUAUUGUGCUUGUGCAUUUGUGUUUCUCUGUGUAAAUCUACUGUAUGUGUCUUGGUGUUUGUAUGUAAAUGUGUCUGUAUAUGUGCAUGACUCUUUGUUUUCUUCUUUCUGUGAAAGACACUGUGUAAGCGUAGUUAAGAACUAAAAUGUGAAGUUUUCUACUAAUGGAAUCUUGAUAGAAAGUUUGUGUUCGUUAACCAAAUAGAGAUAUUCUAACACUUCUGUGAGUCCUUUUGAACAAUAGAUUAUAAAAGAUGCAAUGUAUGAAAAUUAAAAUGCAUACUGUGUUAUUAAAAGCCAUGCUAUAUUUUGACUAAGUAGCAUGGAAAAAUUACAUUCAACCAGUUUUCUGAAGAAAAUAAAUACUGUCUAUUCGCCAUUAUUGAUGUUACAGUUAACUAGUAAACAUACAGGAGAUGAACUAUUAGUCGAUCUAAUAUUGCAAGGAAAUGUGAAAAGGCAAAGAUAAAACCCCAGCUUGUAAAAUUCUUUGGCAGAAGUUCUUUUCGCAGAUAUUUCCUCAAAGAAAAUGAACUCAUGUUUCCUCUUGCCCAUCUCACACUGAUUUAAUCUCUCAUCAAUCAGGGAUCAUUUCAAAGCACAUGCCCUAUUCAGCGUUCAACAAUGCUUUAUUUAACAGUGAUUCGCCCCUAACUACAAAAAAACAAUACUUGAUGUUUUUAUGUGUACAUCACUGCAUCUGAAUUUCGAUUGUUUGCUUCCACACAGUUCAAUUUGUAUUCUUAUCAUGGUCUUAAAUUCCAAAGUUUUGUAUGGACUAGUUCUGUGUUUAAGGAUUUCUGGAAGUUUUGGAUUUUUUUAUGAUUAUUUAUUUUACUGUAAUGUGUAUAUAUUAGCAAGAGUAUAUAUUUGCUGACAAAAGACUAUUACUUGUGAGGAAAAUGUUGUUUUGUGUUGUUGCUUAUUUUUCCACUGACCACAUAGGAUGCACUGUAUGUCCUGCUCUCUGUUAUUAGAAUUCUAGCUGUUAAUGUUAUAACCGAAUUAAAUAAAAUAAAAAUAUGCCUCUGUCAUUGA